Archocentrus centrarchus (flier cichlid) is the source of this 1181-nucleotide messenger RNA. RefSeq names its product hematopoietic cell signal transducer (gene hcst). Lineage: Eukaryota; Metazoa; Chordata; Actinopteri; Cichliformes; Cichlidae. Gene Ontology annotation, biological process: positive regulation of phosphatidylinositol 3-kinase/protein kinase B signal transduction; regulation of immune response. The coding region runs from base 112 to 363 and encodes 83 amino acids. The record is from RefSeq and is a predicted model, not a curated record. Gene Ontology annotation, cellular component: membrane. Gene Ontology annotation, molecular function: phosphatidylinositol 3-kinase binding; signaling receptor binding. The transcript has 5 exons.
GACGUCAGCGAUGUCAGAGGAGAAAGGCAACAGGAGGCCACUUCAUUAUUUGCACUGCAGAAGGCAGAUCAGCCCAACCAGAGCAGAUACAGCAUAACUGAGCUGACCUCCAUGGCAAUGGCAUAUAACAAAUUCUUCACCACUCUCCUAUUUGUUCUUUUCAACCUGACUGUGGCUCUCACUGACAGCACAGUGUCUUGCUAUAGGAUUGAGCCAGGAACUAUAGCAGGCAUUAUCUGUGCAGAUGUGUUGCUGACCCUUAUUAUUGUCAUCGUCACCUACCGAUGUGCCAGUUUUCGGCGUCAGAAGAUUGAUAAUGCUAACAAAGUGUACAUGAAUGUCCGAGCCAACUGCAAAAACUGAAAGGAUGGUGCCCUGCACGAAAACACUUUCAACUCUUGUAUAAAACUGUGUUCACUUUUUUUUUAAAUCCUGUUUGAAAACUAAGAAUAGAAAAAUAUCAUUAAUUGUUACUUUUUUUAAUAAACAUAAGCACAUUGUUUUGCACAUUUUACAUUUCUGCUUGGCUUAUGAGGCUCACAGUAGACAAGUCUGGUAGUUCCUGUUAACAGUAACUGUUAGAAUCCCGUAAACAGGAUUUCGUCAAUGUGGACUAUGAUUUUAAAUAUAUUACAAAAUUGAAUAAGAUGUGCAUCAGUUUGUUUCCUAGAGACUAGAGAAAUUUUUUUUGGCAUGAUUUUGCCCUAAUCAGCCCACAAAGUACUGAUAAUUUUGAUUUCCACUGACUACUGUACCAUAUAGCAUUUUGGUCACAACAAAUUACACAGUCUCUGUAAAGGUUUUUAACUUGAAUAUUUCCUUUAUCAAGACUGGAUGUGUGAUUUAAGUGUUUCCUUAACAUUUUUGAGCAGUGUAUUUUAAUGUUAACCACAUGCAAUUUUGACAUUGAAUGUAACUGAACAAUGCAGCACCCUCUGCAGUUGGAUAUUGGUAGCAAAAUGAAUUGAUCACUUAAUUGACCAGGACCUGGAGAUGUUAUGUAAAUAUUUAUAUUAUAAAGUGCUAGAAAUAUAUGAACCAAAGCACAGAUCUAAUGGUUGUUGUUGUUUUAUAAUCCAUAAACCCUGUCAAACUACCCAUUUGACUGUGUAUAAAACGUUAUGUUAUGAAAAUGUACGUUUCAGCUUCAGUACAUUAAUAAAACAAACACUUUGGUGUCA